Messenger RNA from Mus pahari (shrew mouse), 2372 nucleotides. RefSeq names its product rhomboid domain containing 2 (gene Rhbdd2). The record is from RefSeq and is a predicted model, not a curated record. Gene Ontology annotation, molecular function: serine-type endopeptidase activity. Gene Ontology annotation, cellular component: membrane. The coding region runs from base 118 to 1203 and encodes 361 amino acids. The transcript is spliced from 4 exons. Lineage: Eukaryota; Metazoa; Chordata; Mammalia; Rodentia; Muridae.
CGGUGCUUGAGGAGAGGCCAGUCUUCCGCUGUUGCCAGGGGAGACCGCCGCAAGGAGGCGGAAAUUGCCGAGGGAGGCGGGGAGUGCCGAGGCCGCACGCCGGAAGGGCUCGCUGCCAUGGCGUCCCCGGGCCCCGCGAGUCGCUUCUGGUGCUCGUGUCCCGAGGUGCCCUCCGCCACAUUCUUCACCGCCCUGCUCUCGCUGCUGGUGUCGGGCCCCCGCCUGUUCCUGCUGCAGCCGCCUCUGGCGCCCUCGGGGCUGUCUCUGCGCUCCGAGGCCCUGCGCAACUGGCAAGUUUACAGGCUGGUGACCUACAUCUUCGUCUACGAAAACCCGGUCUCCCUGCUUUGCGGUGCCAUCAUCAUCUGGCGCUUUGCUGGCAACUUUGAGAGGACCGUGGGCACCGUCCGCCAUUGCUUCUUCACCUUGAUCUUUACAGUCUUCUCCGCCAUCAUCUACCUGUCAUUUGAGUCUGUGUCCUCACUGUCUAAGCUGGGGGAGGUGGAGGAUGCCAGAGGGUUCACCCCAGUAGCUUUUGCCAUGCUGGGAGUCACCUCGGUCCGCUCUCGCAUGAGGCGGGCCCUGGUGUUCGGGGUGGUGGUGCCUUCCGUCCUUGUGCCGUGGCUGCUGCUGUGUGCCUCCUGGCUUAUCCCUCAGACCUCCUUCCUCAGUAACGUCUCUGGCCUUUUGAUCGGCCUGUCCUAUGGCCUCACUUACUGCUACUCCCUCGACCUCUCGGAGCGAGUAGCCCUGAAGCUUGAUCAGAAGUUCCCCUUCAGCAUCAUGAGGAGGAUCCCCUUGUUCAAGUACAUCUCAGGUUCUUCUGCCGAAAGAAGAGCAGCCCAGAGCCGUAGGCUGAACCCUGCACCUGGCUCCUACCCCACACAGAGUUGCCACCCUCAUCUGACUCCAAGUUACCCUGUCACCCAGAUGCAGCAUGCCAGUGGCCAGAAACUGGCCUCCUGGCCUCCUGGCCACAUGCCCAGCCUACCUCCAUACCAGCCUGCUUCCGGCCUGUGUUAUGUGCAGAACCACUUUGGUCCUAACCCCAGUACCUCCAGUGUGUACCCAGCUUCUGCAGGGACCUCCCAGGGGGUACAGCCUCCCUCCCCCAUCAGCUGUCCUGGCACUGUGUAUUCCGGGGCCCCGGGCACCCCAGGGGCUACGGGCUCCAAGGAGUCUUCCAAGGUAGUCUUGCCCUAACCAGUCUGCAGAGGCGGCAUCCACCGUGGUGAGCAGAGGGAGGUUCUGAGAAUUGAAGAGCAUGCCGGCCUGUCCUCAUGGCUGCCUGGGGGUUAAGGCCAAUGGGUCAAAAGGUCAAGGUCCGGCUGGGCUCCAGAGUAAGUUCAAGGCCAGCCUAGGCUGUGUAUAGUAAAACCCUAUCUCAGAAUGAAUAACAGUGGCUGGGACUGGGGCUCUGGUAGAGUGCUUACUUAGCAUAAUUAAGGCCCUGAGUCCUCAGCUCCACAAAAAAACAAAAAGGAAUUACUAAUUAGAUACCUCUGUGCCAGCUCGGUCAAGUACUUUGAUAAAUGUCCCUGUAUCUGAGCCGUUGCGCCUCAAGGCAGCCCUAGAAAGUAGAAGCUGGGUGGUGUAAUCUCAGCUAUGAUCAAGGCAGUGUCAGAAGUUUAAGGUCAGCCCCAGCUAUAGUGGGUUUGAGGCUUGCUCCUCGGGCAGAUGUGAGAAUUCUCGAGGAUCAUGGAGUCUUGAGGCCCCAAUGAUACUGCUGGGCUUCUUGGUUCCUAAUCCAGUGUCCUGAAAAGGUGUGGUUGUCAUCGGCUGCCAGGGACUCUUGCCGUCCUACCCAUCCCGCCCUGCUCAGUGCCCAUGGGUCCUUGCUGUGUCUGGUGUGACUGUACCGGGCAGUCCGUGUAACAUCAUCUUCCCUGCAGCCACAGCUGAUGGGACUUCUGCCUGACUGGUGACCUGCAGCAGCAGGCUAAUGAUCACCCUGUGAGUCACCUCUGUAUAAAAACCAGCCUCCAACCUGCCAGUGAUGUGUGGCGUGCUGUGUUCAGUCCAGAGCGGGCGUGACACCAAAAAGCUGUGAGGAGCCAGAAUCACAUCCAGUCUGUCGCCCGUGCUCAGCCGUCUGCAAUGAAGACCUAACCGGGGUGGGUGGGGGACAAUGAAAUCGAGAGUUGAUCAAUCCAGAGAUGGGUACAAGUGAGUGAGAGACUGUCUCAUAAAAUAAUUUUCUUUUUAAUAAAAAUAAGCUGAGUGUGGUGGCACAUGCCUUUAAUCUUAGCAUGUAGGAGGCAGAGACAGUGGAUCUGAGUUUGAAGCCAGCCUGGUCUAUGUAUUGAGUCCCAGGAUAUCCAGGGCUAUAUAGUGAGACCCUUUCUCUAAAAAUAACAGAAAGCCAGGUACGG